UUAUAAUUAGCUCUCUGACAUUAGUAUUAUAAAGUUUAUAAACUAUAUAUAAUAUUUUGAUAUUUUAUAAUUUUUUUUUGAUUUUUUUAUUUUCCCUCUCCCCCACCCACUAUGUCAAUAUGCAAACAGUCAAAAAUUGUGGGGCUGUCCACCGCGGGGGCGGACUGUAACCUCGUCAUCCAUAUCCACUGUUCUAAUAACAAGUACACCGUGUAAAGAAGCAGGAGAAGAAAGAAGGCUGUGGUGACUAUGGCGGAAUCUGUAGCUCUAUCUUUUGCAACCUUUGUGGUGAAAAGUCUGGGUGGGUUUCUCAUCCAGGAAGCGAAUAACUUGGGUGGGGUGAGGCCUCAAGUUGAGCAAUUGCGACACCAGCUAACUCGGAUGCAAUGCUUCUUAGAAGUUGCAGAUGCAAGACCAAGAGGAGGAGCAAAUGAGAUUAUAAUCCGCAACUGCGUUGCUGAGAUCAGAGAAGCAUCCUAUGAUGCUGAAGCUGCAAUCGCAACUUUUGUUGUCAAAAUUGGGAGAUCAGAUCAGUUCCCUUUCGUUCUCAAGAGGUAUUUGUGUAUCUUCAAGGAAUAUUUAGCCCUUCGUGAGGUUAGGUUGGAGAUUGAGGCUAUUAAUACCUGGAUCACCAAUAGCCUCACAACAGGUUUUCAAACUUGUGCAAUACUAAAUUCUAUGGGAGUUAGAGAAAGUUCAUCAUCAACUUCUGUGGCUGAGAGGCAGCGACAAUUAAGGCGAUCCUAUACCCAUAUUGUUGAGGAGGACGUUGUCGGCGUGGAAGAAGAUGUAAAAGCAAUAGUGGAUCUUCUGGUGAAGGAGAAUUGUAGAGUUGUUUCUAUUUGGGGGAUGGGUGGUCUUGGCAAGACCACCCUUGCUAAGACGGUUUACAAACACUUUGAAAAUAGCCAUCAUUUUAAAUGUGUUGCCUGGGCCUAUAUAUCUCAACAAUGCAAUACAAGGGAAGUUCUUAAAGGGAUUCUUAUCAAACUUCUCUCUCCCUCAGAUGAACAUAGGAAAGCAAUUGGAAGGUUGAAUCUUGAUGAUCUACUCAAGCAACUUCAUCAAGUCCAAAGUGAGAAGAAAUGUUUGGUGAUUCUCGAUGACAUUUGGCAGGAUACGGAUUGGGAUAGUUUGAGUCCAGGCUUCCCAAAUACUACAGAGGUAGGCAGCAAAAUAUUGCUAACAACUCGCAAUGAAAAUGUUGCUAAGCAUGUAGAUCAACAAUGCGUGCUUUAUAAAUUGAGGCACUUAACAGAAAAGGAGAGUUGGGAGCUGUUUGAGAAGAAAAUAUUUCUGAGAAGAAAUGAAGGAUUCGCAUUAAACACAGAAAUGAUUGAGUUAGGAAAGGCAAUGGUCAAACAUUGUGGUGGUGUACCAUUGGCCAUUGUGGUAUUAGGAGGACUUUUGGCAACAACAGACGCACCGAACGACUGGAAAAGGGUGAGUGAAAACAUUAGUUAUGACUUAGGUAAUGGCAGAGGCCGAGCAGGAGUCCCAAUAACAGAAAUUUUAGCCAUAAGCUACCAAGACUUGCCUUACCAUCUUAAGGCAUGUUUUUUGUAUUUGAGCCAUCUUCCUGAAGAUCAUGAUAUUCGUGCAAAAAAACUGAUUCAAAUGUGGAUGGCUGAAGGCAUUGUGUCGCCGUCAUCGAUACCCACACAAGUAGAAGUAAAAGAGAAAACAAUGUUGGAUGUUGGAAUGAGUUACUUGGGUGAGUUAGUCCAAAGAUGCAUGGUUCAAGUCCAAUUAACAAGCUUCAGAAAAAGGAUCAAACUUUGUCGCCUCCACGAUCUCAUGAGAGACUUGUGCUUGUUGAAGGCCAAAGAGGAGAAUUUUCUCGAGAUUGUUUGCAUUAAAGCCUUUGGUCAUCAGCUCGCGUGGGCAGACUCUACGCCGCCUUCUUCAUCAUCACCAUUAACAACAAUUCAUAGACUUGCUGUGUACUAUUUGAAUGACUGUGAUGCCAACUCUAUAGAAAGUGAAAAUGUUAUUCCCCUAUCUGGACAUGAAAUGAAGAAUCACAACCAUAUCCGAUCAUGCCAAUUUUACUCUUUUGGCCAUAAAUUGGAAAGUUCUGGUUGGCAAAAAUUAAAAUUACUCUUGAAGGGUCUCACAUUGCUUACCGUUUUAGACCUUGAAAGAAUUAUUAUACCUGGGGGAAGAAAGAAGUUUCCGAGAGCAAUAGGAAACCUAAUUUACCUGAGGUAUUUAAGUGUAAGAGAUUCUGAUAUUAAAAGUUUGCCUUCCUCUAUAGGCAACUUGGGAUUCCUUCAAACCCUAGAUUUAAGGGUACGGUGGUGUUUAAUAAGAAUACCCAAUGUCUUGUGGAGGUUGAAAAAAUUGAGACAUCUAUAUCUUCCUGGAGGAAUCAAGCUGUCUUGCAUAGGUAAGUUGCGAUUGGAUGGUUUAAGCAAAUUGGAGACGCUAAAAAACUUUGAUGCAAGGAAGUGUGAUGUCAGAUGCUUAUCUAAACUGAUAAAUCUUCGAAAAUUCAGUGUUGAGGUAGCCCCCAAAGAUUUGGUCGUGAUGUUGAAAUCCCCAAUCCUCAACAAUUCAAACCGCCUUCUCCAAUAUUCAUCCUUCAGCAUUAGAGGAGAUUUCCGAACGGAAGAAGAACAAAGCCUUUUAAGGCAACUUUUAGGAUGCCAACAUCUUCGCCAAUUGUAUCUAGAACAUGGGUCCCUGAAUCAGGCUAAUAAAUUGCCAGAUCAAUUCCCUCCAAAUCUCACCAAGUUAUGGUUGAGGCAUACUAAACUAGAGGAAGACCCAAUGCCAACAUUGGAGAAGUUCCCCAACUUAAGGACUCUCUGCUUAUUAAAGGAUUCCUACAUUGGGAAGGCGAUGGUUUGUUCUUCUGGACCAUCCAGCAUCAGCGGUGGAGGAGGAGGAGGGGGCUAUGGCGGCUGUGAUGGUGGAGGUUUUCCGAAACUCAUAUCUUUAGAGCUCUGGAAUAUUGAAAACUUGGAGGAGUGGAGGGUGGAACAAGGAGCCAUGCCUUGUCUCUUCCAUUUACAGAUUGGUGGAUGCCGAAAAUUGAAGGAGAUUCCGGACGGAUUGAGGUUCAUUACCACCCUCCGUGAAUUGGAUAUUAAAUACUCAUCUGAAGCACUCAGAGACAGGGUUAGAGAAGGAGGAGAGGACUUCUACAAAUUCAAGGACGUGCCUUCCAUCAUAUUAUAAUAAGAAUUGACGACUGAGCUUUCUUGGAUCUUCCUACAUUUACAUCAGCAAAUGAAGGGCAGUAAAUAUAUCCAAGUGGUGGCAACUCCAUUGUUUUUAGAUUGUUGUUAUCUCGCACAAUCUUUUCAUUUAUGCCAAUUAUCUCUACGGCCAUGGAGUUUGCUCACAGCAGCCUUUUCCUUAGCCUGGUUUGCAGCAUUUUCUUUCGUCUCUUCUUCUCAUGAAGAGGCCUACUUGACAACCUCUAGUCAAUCUACCGUUAGCUUCACGUCUGUUCUCAAUUAAGGUCUAUAUGUUACCUCUGGUGGUUUUUUUUUUUUUUUUUUUUUCUUGAGUGUUUGUAAGGCUUAUUCAAGUUAUUGGUGGUUGUUUCCUGAACUAUGUUACUUUUUAUAUGUAUUAAUGAAUGAUGUUCAUUUCUUGUGCCAAAAAUAAAAAAUAAAAAAAUAUUCAAUACUGUGGAAUCCUAUGUUUGGUGGUGUCAUAACACACCUAA
Messenger RNA from Camellia sinensis, 3679 nucleotides. The record is from RefSeq and is a predicted model, not a curated record. NCBI's taxonomy places the organism in Eukaryota, Viridiplantae, Streptophyta, Magnoliopsida, Ericales, Theaceae.